Messenger RNA from Pseudomassariella vexata, 1071 nucleotides. RefSeq names its product peroxisomal membrane anchor protein. The coding region runs from base 1 to 1071 and encodes 356 amino acids. The record is from RefSeq and is a predicted model, not a curated record. Gene Ontology annotation, cellular component: peroxisomal importomer complex; peroxisomal membrane. Gene Ontology annotation, molecular function: signaling receptor binding. Gene Ontology annotation, biological process: protein import into peroxisome matrix, docking. Lineage: Eukaryota; Fungi; Ascomycota; Sordariomycetes; Amphisphaeriales; Pseudomassariaceae. The transcript has 3 exons.
AUGGCUAUCCGGGAGGAGCUUGUUGCCUCGGCGGUCAACUUCCUUCAAGAUCCGAAUGUCGCAUCAUCGCCAGUCGAGAACAGAGUCUCAUUUCUACAAUCCAAGAACUUGACACAAGAGGAGAUCGAUGUGGCUCUUGCUCGCGCGGGAACCCCUUCGCCCGUAGGCCCACCGCCCCUGUCGCAAGCCGUGGUACCGGCAGCUCAGCAGCAGCAGCAAUACUAUGGCCGGUAUCAGACACAGCCUUAUGGAUGGCAGCCUCCUCCACCUGUGGCGCCUAAGCGGGACUGGCGGGAUUGGUUCAUUAUGGCUACGGUGAUGGCGGGCGUUGGGUCUGGAUUGUAUGUGAUCACAAAGCGAUACAUCAAGCCCCUAGUGGCGCCGCCGACACCAGAAAAGCUGGAGCAAGAUAAAACCGCAGUAGAUGAGCAAUUCGAGAAGGCCUUUAUGACCCUCGAGCAGCUAUCAAAGGAUACCGAGGCUCUCAAGGCUUCUGAACAGGAGCGGACGGAGAAACUGGAUAAGAUCCUGACCGACUUGGAGUCUUUCAUGCGUGAUACCAAGUCGGCGAGCCGAAGACAGGAGGACGAAACAGACCGGUUACGUGACGAAAUGAAGUCUCUCAAGGACGUCAUACCCAAAUCCAUGACCUCUCACAAGGAGUUCACCGAUAGUCGGUUACGAGAGAUCAGCAACGAAGUGAAGAGCUUGAAAUCCUUGAUCGGCCAGCGCAUGAGCUCUGCCCAGGCGGCGGCGCCCCCGUCAAGUGCAGCGGGUUAUCUCCGGCCCAGUAGUGGCAAUGCCGGGCCUGCCAGUCCUGCUGUCACACCUAACACACCGGCACAGGAUACAUCCGUGAAGGAGAAUGUCGACGUUACGGAAGCCAAGAGUGCGGAGACACCGUCUCAGGCGAGCAGGCAGGACUACUUAUCCUCCCUCAACGGUCGGUCUAGUCCGUUCGGCAAUGGGUCGGCAGCGGGGAAGGCAUCGAUUCCGGCUUGGCAGUUGGCGGCGGCGAAUAAGGCAAACGCGGCCAGUGGAUCGCAGCAGGAUGCCGGAACCAGUUCUUAG